CUCGGUCUCAAUGUGUUCAUUAUGAAUGCCUGAAGCUUGCACUCGACCCUGCUUCUGGUCAGGCCCUGGAUUUCCAUCGAUGAGUCCGGCAUAAGGUCCUCGCAACAACCCACUUCUCUAAAGUACUCUAAGCAGGAUGUUUCGAGCGACAAAGCUGCAGGUAGCGACGUACCUGCUUGGAGUCUGUCCAUUCUCCAUCGCGUUCCUGGUCUUUUUGAACUCGUCAAUCUCCUUUGUGAUCACAGAUCUGAUCGGCACCAAAGAUGGCCUGGGAAAUGCUGCCGGGACCCUAGGAUUUGCAGAUGAAUUGUUUGCCCUUGUGGCCUGUCCCUUGUGGGGCAUACUUUCCGAUCGCAUUGGUUUGCGUUUUGUCUGUGUUCUCGGAUAUCUGAUCAUUUGUCUGGCACUGGCUCUGUUUGUCCAGGCUCACAACGUUUACCCGCAGCUCCUUCUGGCAAGAUUGCUCUUUAGCCUGGGCGGUGCCGCAGCUUCCACCAUGGUGACGGCUAUACUCCCCGCCGUCGCUGCAUCCGGCUCGAAGCCUCAGGGUCAGCUAAGGCACUCCAGAGUGAUCCAGAUUUUCGGCCCCAAUGGCCACGUUUCCAGUCCAUCGGAGGCUUCGGAAUCUACCAUAACUCCGGAAAGAUUCCUUGCCCGCGCAUCACACGGCCAGAGCGCACCAAGGCCUACCGAAUCCGACGCUCAGCUUGCUUCCUCCACAAGCAGAAUUGCGGGCUUUGUUGGCAUGUUCACAGGCUGCGGUGCCCUAAUCGCUCUAUCUCUGUUUCUUCCUCUGCCGGCCAAAUUUCAAUAUGCCGGCAUUGGAGAAAAGGCGGCUCUGAAGUACAGCUUUUAUCUCGUCGCAGCUGUUGCAUUUGUGUUGGCCAUCUGGUGCUUGUUCGGCUUCCGCAACCUCCACGUACACAAUAAAGAUGGCCUAUCGAAAGGGCCCGACUCUCGGCUAGAAAGGCCGAAGCUUUCGAUUGUCAACACUCUCCGCCAGAUGUUGGACAACUUCCAAGUAGCCGUCAUGGCGGGCUUUGAGCGGUCAGAAAUUGCCGCUGGUUACGUUGGCGGAUUUGUCGCUCGCGCUUCUUCGGUUGCCAUCUCCCUUUUCAUACCGCUUCUGGUCAAUGCGAUGUUUCGUUCGUCGGGUUUAUGCCCCGACAAAGGAACUGGAAAUGAUCCCACCGGCCUUCCGGAUAUCAAGAGACAAUGUCCUCGCGCUUACAUCGUGGCCGCAGAACUGACUGGCGUGUCACAGAUGGUGGCAUUGAUAUGUGCUCCGCUGUUCGGGUACUGGAGCGCAAAAGUCUCCAGAAAAGAGCUCCCUCUCCUGGUCGCCUCGAUCUCAGGCAUAAUUGGGUACCCCCUUUUUGCAAAUCAGUUCGAUCCCGACGACUCGCAUACGCGCUAUCGCGUUGUCGCGUUCCUAGCUGUCUGCCUUAUCGGUAUCAGUCAGAUCGGCGCUAUCGUGUGCAGCUUGGGCACAUUGAGCAAGGGCAUUCUGUUGGAAAUCCCAAAAACGCCAGAGCCAAGUAUCCGAUCAGAUGCACACAUUAACGAAACUGGGUCGGCCGAGCACCAACCUCUUCUGUCAAAUGCCCAGCAUCCGAGCAAGGAAGCUUCUCUAUCGGCUUUGAAGGGGUCUGUCGCCGGCGUCUACUCCUUGUACGGUGGUCUUGCCAUCCUGAUCUUGACGAAAGUUGGAGGCUUGCUAUUUGACAAAGUGUCUUUAGCAGCGCCGUUCUACAUUAUGGCUGUCUUUAACGCCAUUCUGAUGCUCGCUUGCGCUGCGUUGAGCCUUUGGAGGCCACAGUGAGAAAGCUUAGUGCUUUCGGAAUAGCCGAGGAGGAUCAGUCAUAAUCAACAUGCUAAUCACCUGGCGUUGUGACUACCGUCCUCGCAGAGGACCUCCAGCAGAAAUGGCUCUUGCCAAUGGGGAGUACAUCAUCUCAGCACAGCCCAAGGGAACCGGAUCCGCAAUCCCGAAAUACAAGCUGCUCAACUGUGCAGGUUCUAUGGCAUGAAGUUUUCAGUUACAAUGAAGUCAAAGCCUAAGGUUGCAGUUGAAGACCGCCCUAGGUCGAGCUUGCCCUUCUAAUUCAAUUUCGUUCAACACGGCGUACAUCAUAGCCACAAACUAGCGCACACGGCCUCAAGAGCUCUACGCGGAGAGACUGUGGCGUCCCAUCUGGUUGUGAGCUUUUGAUCUUGGUUUCUCAGAGGAAGGCGAAAACUGAGCUGGUGACCCUACCGGCUACGUGCCGAUCGCAAGCAGACGGUGAAGGAGGCGCUUGAGCGCUGUCUUGGCAUGCGUUCUGAUGAUGACCCCUGUCGCUACAUAUCUCAGAGGGCCGCCUCUUAGGGGAGACUGCAAUUGGGAAGGAAUGAGAACGUCUUAGCGUCAUCUUGUGAUGACCGUGACUGUCUCAGAAUGUCAGAGGCCCCGUACCUUUCGCGAAAGAAGAUAAAGUCCAUUCUGUGGCACAGAAGCAUCGGAAAACAUAAUGCCGGUCGUGCUAUCCUGUUAGCCAGCAAAGGGCAUGGGAACGCGCAAGACCGAACGGGCUUCUGCCUUACCCACCAACAAUCGGCCUACAAAAUGCACAGAACAAAAAUCAAAGCAGCCAACUGUCGCAAAAGACAGGAAGUAGAGAGAUCGUACAGGGCGAGGACGAGCCUGUCCGAGAAAGCCUUAUCACCAUCUCGAAUAGCCGACUCAGAGUCAGGUAAUCAUGCCUGCAACUGGCGGCUUCCCGGCGCUCGAAGCGGUCGAGAUAUUUGAGUGCCUCAAGCUCCAUGAGUCAGGGCGCGUAGCUACAUGCAUCCUAUUUCGACGGCGCCUGAGAAUGCUUCCAGAUCACCUGCCUCUCUGAUGUGCAGCUCACGAAGCAUCCACCAACUUUGACUGAUCAACAUGAAACAUGCCCAGGAGCGUAUUUCUGCCUUGCUCGAUACUCAGCCCGUCGACCCGUGCCUGGAUAUCUUUCUGACUCUUCCGUACCUCCUCAGCGAUCUGUGACCAUGGCAUGGGGGUCUUAUUCCCAUUCACUGCUUUUCCUUCGACGCCAUCGCCACUGACAGCCAGAUCGACGAGUCUGCCAUUUCUCUUCCUGAUCUCCCCAUUAAUGAUGACAGUGUCAAUGUCCGCGGCUUCACUGAACCGAACGAUCGCAGUGACAGGAUCAUACUCCACCGCCGAAAGCAUGCCCACACUGUUCUUGGCAUCAAAUAUGACGAGAUCUGCGUUCUUACCUUUCGCAAUACUUCCUACCUCGCCAUCCAAGCCGAGACAUCUGGCGCCACGGAUUGUCAUUAGGUUGAAGGCUUCCUCGGAUGAACUCUUGACAUUGGCCGCCGGAAACUGGUCAUUGGCAAGGAGACGAUUGUUGUGCUCCAAACGAGCAAGUUGUAGGAGAGCGCGAGCUUGGAGAGCAAUGCUGGACGGAUUGCUCGAGUGGCAGUCAACGCCGAGAGAUAUAUUGGCCGACUUAUGUCUCCUCAUGGCGGGAUGAAGAGAUACGGACCAGCCCAUGCCCAUAUGAGCCUCCGUAUCAGGGGUGCUUGAUAUAGGGGUGCCAGUCGAGGCAAGAAUGGAGAGAUCUUUGUCCUGCAAGCCGGUACAGUGCGAAAGCAGGAGGAAUGGCAGCUUGGCAGUGGUAUCUGAUGGCUCAUAAGGAUGCUGCAGGAGGUCGUAGGAAGAGAACAAUUCCACAACGGAAUCAAGGCCUAGAGAUGAAGGGUCAAUGGUGCUAUCACACAAGAAGUGGCGUUUAUGUAUCAAAUAGUGCAACCAAACUCACC
Messenger RNA from Exophiala xenobiotica, 3807 nucleotides. RefSeq lists its product as uncharacterized. Gene Ontology annotation, molecular function: transmembrane transporter activity. The coding region runs from base 137 to 1822 and encodes 561 amino acids. Gene Ontology annotation, biological process: transmembrane transport. The transcript has 2 exons. NCBI's taxonomy places the organism in Eukaryota, Fungi, Ascomycota, Eurotiomycetes, Chaetothyriales, Herpotrichiellaceae. The record is from RefSeq and is a predicted model, not a curated record.